Scheffersomyces amazonensis is the source of this 1884-nucleotide messenger RNA. RefSeq lists its product as uncharacterized. The record is from RefSeq and is a predicted model, not a curated record. The transcript has a single exon. The coding region runs from base 52 to 1755 and encodes 567 amino acids. NCBI's taxonomy places the organism in Eukaryota, Fungi, Ascomycota, Pichiomycetes, Serinales, Debaryomycetaceae.
AGCUUAUACUAUUUUAGAAGGCAAUUUAGAUUUCUAGACAACUUGUUGACAAUGGCCAGUUUAGACACAGCCGUUUCCGUGUCCUCAAAAGAGAAUGUUUCCACUGCAAUUAGUGAUAGUGGUAGUAGUAGUUCAUUAAAACCUCCACCAUUACCCCAACGGAACACUGCGGAUAGUGGGAAUGUAAGGGUUCAUUAUGGUUAUACUGAUAGUAUUGGAACUAUUUCAAUUAUUAGACAAGCAGAAUUAUACUCUUCAUCUCUGCUUAAUGAAGUGUCCGAUUUAUUUGUCAAUUCCAAUUCAAUUAAUUCCAAUAAUAAUAGUAUUAAUAGUACUAAUAAUAACACCGCAUUAAAUGGAGACAAUUUAAAGACCAGAUUAGAAGAAAUAAAAUCGAGUCUUAAUGAUGAAGAAAGUGAUAGAAAUCAAUAUUGGAUAGGUAUAAUUAAUGAUUACAGUAAUCAAUAUAUUAGAAACCUUAAAAUUGAAGAAAUUGAGAAAUAUUUGUCUAAUGGAAUACCAACUAAUUUAAGAGCUCUAGUAUAUAUUAAGACUAUACAAGUGAGGUAUAGGCUCCAUCAUAAGGAAAGUUUUGAUAAUUUAGUUAAGAAAGCUAAAUAUUCUAAUUCAAACAAGGAAUUGGAAAACUACUUACAAGAACUGGGUAUUGAAUCAGAUCUUGUAGAUGUACUCAGCGUUUAUAAUUAUUAUAUUAAUGAAUUAGUAACUACUCAUGUGACUCCAUCAAUAACUGAAAACCAUUCUGCCGAUUAUGCUCCUCCCAGCAAAUUUAUAAUUUCAGUAGCUAAAAUCUUGUCGAAAGUACCAAAUUUUGAAAAAGAUGAAGUGUUUUAUAUCUUAUUGAAAUUUAAUAAGUUACUCAGCCUUCUAGCUAAGGAUGAAUUCUAUUAUAAAAUAAGUAGAUCAUUAGAGGAUAUUGUUCAUAAAGUAUUUUUACACAUAAGUGUGCAAGGAAUAUUUCUCAAUGACUUAUAUAAGAAGCUAUUAUUCAAUUAUUUCGAGGAAAAGAUAACUGAUGAAGAACAAUUAUUGAAGAUUUUGGAUGUCAUAGUAUUUGAAGGAUUUGAUGUAAUUCUCAGAAUUAUUGUAUGGGCUUUCAUAGAGAAUCAAGAUCAAAUAUUAAAAUUGGAUGGUGAUGAAUUGAAUAAUUUCAUAUAUUCAUCUGAAUUCUUUUCAUCAUUAAAUUUUGAUCUAAAUGAAGUAUUCAAACAUGAACCUCAAAUAAUUAAAUAUGAAAAUGAAUUUCAUUUGAUGCAUGCCAAUUCAUUAAAUAAUAAUAGAAAUGAACUUAGUAAUUUACAAGAAGUUAAUGAUGAACUUUUAAUUAAAAUUAAUGAUUUAAAUCGACAAUUGGAAAAUUUACAAACGACUCAUAAGGAAAUCUUAGAACAAAGUGAACAAUUCAAUGUUCAACUUGAAGCUGCUAAAUCACAGAAUGAACAAUUAGUUAGUGAACAAUUAACCUUACAACAAAAAUUACGAGAAUUAACUAUGGAAGAUAAUUUAAAUAAUACAAUUCAAGCCAAUAAAGAUUUUGAAGAAAGAAAUAAUGAAUUAGAGUUACAGAUUGAUGAAUUAAAAAAAUCUAUAGAGACUAAAACUCAAAAACUUGCAAAAUUAGGACCUAUAGCUCCAACAUCAACUCAAACCGAAACUAUUCCAUUGUCAGAAGAAGCUCUUGCAUCAAAAGAUACCGAACCACCCUCGGAAAUUGAGGUUGCAAAGAACGAUUAGACGACUCACUACCUCACAUCGUAAGACACACCCAAAUAUAAAUCGAAUGAUAAAAUCGCGAAAAAAUUCCCUUGUGCACAGGACAGUCUGGAAAAACUUCUUUUAUAUAGAUAGUUCUUUGAUUACGUA